Molecule: messenger RNA, 837 nt
Organism: [Torrubiella] hemipterigena
Lineage: Eukaryota; Fungi; Ascomycota; Sordariomycetes; Hypocreales; Clavicipitaceae
Source: the annotation of a GenBank genome assembly
AUGGGCUUUGUUUCGGGAUUUACCGGCGGUGUUACGCUGACGUUGUCAGUCGCCUAUCUUUCGGUCCUCGCCCACCGUCGAAAUCGCGACCACCAGAGCAACCUGCUGCGGGCACAGGCUCUCGAAAUCCAGACCCUCAUCGAUCCUAUUCCCCAACCGCUACCUCCUUCUCGCGCUGAGCUUGCAGCGGCUGAGCGUGCAGCCUCGCUUGAAGUCUUCAAAGACCGCUGGAACGAGGAGGUCAGCAAAGCCGUCACAUGGGUACAAAAUACCGACUGGGACGAUGUGCGUGACGGCGUAGAGAAGAGAGCUAGCAGACUCUGGUCUAAGGCAACAGGAGAGUCGCCAUCCGAGAGUCUUGAUGCUGCCAAGGACACGGUUUCUCAGCAAGCGCAGGCUCAGGCUGGUAGCAUCAAGGAUGCUGCUAAGGGUGCAUGGGGCUCGGCCAAGGCCACUGGUCGAAGCGUUGAGGAGGCAGCCCAGUCUAAGGCCCUUGAGGCUAGAUUGAGAACCAAGAAGGAGGUGACUAAGAUUGGGGACGAAGUCAAGGAGAAGGCCGAAGAAGCCAAGGGCGGAUUCUUCUCUUACCUGUCAAGGGGCAAGGAGAAGGCCGGCGAACUGGUGAAUGCGGCUAAAUCUGCCAUUGGCGUUGCUGAGGGCGUCGCCAGCAGCAUUGACGGCCAAACCUUGACUCCCGGCAUGACGUCGGUACAGAAGGCCUUGCAUCAGCGCUAUGCGAAGUCGCAAUCCCCAGACACCCGCACGAUAGCUGAGGUGCUCAGCGAGAGAUAUGUGCGCGUGGAUGCCCGUGACAACACGCAGCUCCGCGGCUUAUAA